Puntigrus tetrazona (Sumatra barb) is the source of this 6146-nucleotide messenger RNA. Its product is annotated as transcription activator BRG1. NCBI's taxonomy places the organism in Eukaryota, Metazoa, Chordata, Actinopteri, Cypriniformes, Cyprinidae. The coding region runs from base 183 to 5039 and encodes 1618 amino acids. Gene Ontology annotation, molecular function: ATP-dependent chromatin remodeler activity; histone binding; ATP binding. The record is from RefSeq and is a predicted model, not a curated record. The transcript has 33 exons. Gene Ontology annotation, cellular component: nucleus. Gene Ontology annotation, biological process: positive regulation of transcription by RNA polymerase II.
AGAUACACUUUUAUCAUUUUCUUUUCUGAUCCUGUCUCUCUCUCUCGAGCGUGUCCGCAGCGGCGCUCCGUACAUCAGCGUCGACCGAAUGAACGGAAUCGGUGGAUGUCUGCGGCGCUCCUCGGUCAUCAUCCGCACCGCGGCUCCGUCGUCGGCUCGAGCUCGUUAAUUAUAUCGAGGGCAUGUCCACGCCGGAGCCCCCGUUAGGAGGCACGCCCUGUCCGGGGCCUUCUCCCGGCCCGGGCCCGUCUCCCGGGGCCGUGCUGGGGUCCGGACUGUCCCCCGGGUCCUCACACAGCAUGAUGGGCCCCAGCCCCGGACCGGCCACUUCCACAGGGCUCUCGUUUCCUCCACAAGCGUCUGCGGGAUACAGCCAGGAGAGCCUGCACCAGAUGCACAAGCCGGUGGAGGAGAACCUCUCAGAAGACGCUCGUUUCAGUCAGAUGAAGGUGGUUCCGAUGAGGGCCGGUCACAGCGGGAUGACCCGUCCAGGGAGCCCCAUGGACCAGCACUCGCAAGGAUACCCGUCUCCGCUCGGCUCCUCAGAGCACGUGUCUAGUCCUGUGUCCGCCAGCGGGCCGCCGUCCGGUCCUCUCCUGUCCACCUCCGGCUCCAGCUCUGCUUCGCUGGAUGGCGUGGAUGGUCAGACUCUGCCGCAGCAGAACCGUCCUGGGAGCCAAAGCGCAGCCCCGGGCUCCACCAGCAGCUCCUCGGCUCCGACGCCCUUCAACCAGAGCCAGCUGCACCAGCUGAGGGCACAGAUCAUGGCCUAUAAGAUGCUGGCUCGUGGCCAGCCGCUCCCAGAACACCUGCAGAUGGCGGUGCAGGGCAAGCGGCCCAUGCCAGGGAUGCCCCAGGGCCCGUCCCUGACCAGCCUGCCGCCCGGCGGAGCGAACACCGGCUUCAGCCGAGGACAUGGGAUGGUGGGACCCAACAUGCCUCCUCCUGGACCUUCUGGAGUCCCGGCUGGUGUCCAGGGCCAGAACCACAACGGGCCGCCAAAACCGUGGCCUGAAGGUCCUCUGGUCAACGCAGCGACGCCGUCCAACGCUCCUCAGAAGCUGAUGCCGCCGCAGCCCACCGGACGGCCCUCUCCCGCUCCCCCCUCUGUGCCGCCGGCCGCUUCUCCGGUCAUGCCCCCACAGACGCAGUCUCCUGGACACCUGGCCCACCCGUCCCAGCCCACUACCAUGGUGCCGCUGCACCAGAAGCAGAACCGCAUCACGCCGGUUCAGAAGCCCUGCGGUCUGGACCCGGUGGAGAUCCUGCAGGAGAGAGAGUACAGGCUGGAAGCUCGUAUCGCUCACCGUAUUCAGGAGCUGGAGAAUCUUCCAGGCUCUCUGGCUGGAGAUCUGCGCACCAAAGCCACGAUUGAACUCAAAGCGCUCCGACUCCUCAACUUCCAGAGACAGUUGCGUCAGGAGGUGGUGGUCUGCAUGAGACGAGACACGGCCUUAGAAACCUCUCUGGAUGCAAAGGCCUACAAGCGCAACAAGAGACAGUCCUUACGUGAGGCACGAAUCACAGAGAAACUGGAGAAGCAGCAGAAGAUUGAACAGGAACGCAAACGCAGGCAGAAACACCAGGAAUAUCUCAACAGCAUCCUGCAGCACGCCAAAGACUUCAAGGAGUACCAUCGGUCCAUCACCGCCAAGAUCCAGAAACUGACCAAAGCUGUGGCCACUUACCACGCCAACACUGAGCGAGAGCAGAAGAAAGAGAACGAGCGCAUCGAGAAGGAGAGAAUGAGACGCCUGAUGGCUGAGGAUGAGGAGGGUUACCGGAAGCUCAUUGAUCAGAAGAAGGACAAGCGUCUGGCGUAUCUGCUGCAGCAGACGGACGAGUAUGUGGCUAAUCUGACGGAGCUGGUCCGUGCUCAUAAAGCUGUUCAGGCCCUGAAGGAGAAGAAGAAGAAGAAGAGGAAGAAGAAGAAGCUGGAGAAUGCGGAGGGCCAGACGGGGACCCUGGGGCCCGAUGGAGAGCCCCUGGAUGAGACGAGUCAGAUGAGUGAUCUUCCAGUGAAGGUGAUCCACGUGGACAGCGGGAAGAUUCUGACUGGAGUGGACGCUCCUAAAGCUGGACAGUUGGACACAUGGCUGGAGAUGAACCCUGGUUACGAGGUCGCUCCGCGGUCAGACAGCGAGGAUUCUGGGUCAGAGGAGGACGAGGAAGAGGAAGAGGAACCUCCUCAGCUGCUGCCUUCACAAGCUCCCACAGACGAGAAGAAGAAGAUUCCUGACCCAGACAGUGAGGACGUGUCUGAAGUGGACGCCCGUCACAUUAUAGAGCAUGCCAAACAGGACGUGGAUGAUGAGUACGGUAGCGCUGUGUUUGCCCGCGGGUUACAGUCGUAUUACGCCGUGGCUCAUGCGGUCACUGAGCGAGUGGACAAACAGUCGUCUCUGCUAAUCAACGGUCAACUCAAGCAAUACCAGAUCAAGGGUCUGGAGUGGCUGGUGUCUCUCUAUAACAACAAUCUGAAUGGGAUCCUGGCGGAUGAGAUGGGUUUGGGCAAAACCAUCCAAACCAUCGCCCUCAUCACGUACCUGAUGGAGUACAAGCGUCUGAACGGACCCUACCUCAUCAUCGUCCCGCUCUCGACUCUGUCUAACUGGGUCUACGAGUUUGAUAAGUGGGCACCGUCUGUCGUCAAAGUCUCGUAUAAGGGCUCUCCUGCUGCUAGAAGAGCCUUCGUCCCUCAGCUGCGCAGCGGCAAGUUUAACGUGUUGAUCACCACGUACGAGUACAUCAUUAAAGACAAGCAUGUGCUGGCCAAGAUUCGCUGGAAGUACAUGAUUGUGGAUGAAGGCCAUCGCAUGAAGAACCAUCACUGUAAGCUGACGCAGGUGCUGAACACACAUUACCUGGCCCCGCGGCGCGUGCUGCUGACCGGAACCCCGCUGCAGAACAAGCUCCCGGAGCUCUGGGCCCUGCUCAACUUCCUGCUGCCCACCAUCUUCAAGAGCUGCAGCACGUUUGAGCAGUGGUUUAACGCACCAUUCGCCAUGACCGGAGAGAAGGUGGAUCUGAACGAGGAGGAGACCAUCCUGAUCAUCCGCCGCCUGCACAAGGUGCUCCGCCCCUUCCUGUUGCGCAGGCUGAAGAAGGAAGUGGAGGCGCAGCUGCCUGAGAAGGUGGAGUACGUGAUCAAGUGUGACAUGUCUGCGCUUCAGAGGGUCCUGUAUCGACACAUGCAGGCCAAAGGAGUGCUGCUGACCGACGGCUCCGAGAAGGACAAGAAGGGUAAAGGUGGCACUAAGACUCUGAUGAACACCAUCAUGCAGCUGAGGAAGAUCUGCAAUCACCCGUACAUGUUUCAGCAGAUCGAGGAGUCGUUUUCUGAGCACCUGGGCUUCACGGGAGGGAUCGUUCAGGGGCCUGAUUUAUACCGCGCCUCUGGAAAGUUUGAGGUGCUGGAUCGUAUUUUGCCCAAAUUACGAGCGUCCAACCACAAAGUGCUGCUGUUCUGCCAAAUGACGUCUCUGAUGACCAUAAUGGAGGAUUAUUUUGCUUACCGCAACUUUAAAUAUCUGCGUCUGGACGGCACAACUAAAGCAGAGGACCGCGGGAUGCUGCUGAAGACCUUCAAUGAUCCAGCCUCUCAGUACUUCAUAUUCCUGCUGAGCACCAGAGCCGGUGGACUGGGCCUCAAUCUGCAGAGCGCCGACACCGUCAUCAUCUUCGACAGCGACUGGAACCCUCAUCAGGAUCUCCAGGCUCAGGAUCGAGCGCACCGCAUCGGUCAGCAGAACGAGGUGAGGGUUCUGCGGCUCUGUACCGUCAACAGCGUCGAGGAGAAGAUCCUGGCUGCUGCUAAAUACAAGCUGAACGUGGACCAGAAGGUGAUCCAGGCCGGCAUGUUUGACCAGAAGUCGUCGAGUCACGAGCGCAGAGCGUUUCUGCAGGCCAUUCUGGAGCACGAGGAGCAGGACGAGGUCAGGAGUUCAUUCACUCACAACAGCCACACAAAAGAGGAAGAGGACGAGGUGCCGGACGAUGAGACCGUAAAUCAGAUGAUCGCUAGGAGCGAGGACGAGUUUGACCAGUUCAUGCGCAUGGAUCUGGAUCGUCGCCGCGAGGAGGCUCGUAAUCCGAAGCGAAAGCCUCGUCUCAUGGAGGAGGACGAGCUGCCCACGUGGAUCAUGAAAGACGACGCAGAGGUGGAACGACUCACAUGUGAGGAAGAAGAAGAGAAGAUGUUCGGCCGUGGCUCGCGUCAGAGGAAGGAGGUGGAUUACAGCGACUCUCUCACAGAGAAACAGUGGCUGAAGGCCAUCGAGGACGGGACCCUGGAGGAGAUCGAGGAGGAGGUGCGGCACAAGAAAACGGCUCGGAAGAGGAGGCGCGAUCGAGAUCCUGACGCCAUCCCGUCCACUCCGGGCGCUCGCGGGGGACGAGAGAGAGACGACGACGGCAAGAGACAGAAGAAGCGAGGUCGCCCGCCGUCCGAGAAGCUCUCGCCCAACCCUCCAUCGCUCACCAAGAAGAUGAAGAAGAUCGUGGACGCUGUUAUCAAAUACAAGGAGAAUAACGGCCGUCAGCUGAGUGAGGUCUUCAUCCAGCUUCCGUCACGCAAAGAGCUGCCCGAGUACUACGAGCUGAUCCGCAAACCUGUGGACUUCAGGAAGAUCAAGGAGCGUAUCCGAAGCCAUCGAUAUCGCAGCCUUAACGACCUAGAGAGAGACGUGAUGCUGCUUUGCCAGAACGCUCAGACCUUCAACCUGGAGGGGUCUCUGAUCUAUGAGGACUCUAUCGUGCUGCAGUCGGUGUUCACCAGUCUGCGUCAGAAGAUCGAGAGAGAGGAAGAGAGUGACGGAGAAGAGAGUGAGGAAGAUGAAGAGGACGAAGGCUCUGAUUCAGAGACUCGAUCCGUGAAGGUGAAGAUUAAACUGAGCCGUAAGGACAGAAGUGCAGAGCGUGGCAGAGGACGGAGGAGAACUGCAAGAACAAGAGCCAAACCUGUCGUUAGUGACGACGACACAGAUGAGGAGCAGGAGGAGGAUCGAUCUAACAGUGCCAGUGAGGAAGAGCAGGGGUGAAGAUCCACAGCAAGCCACUACAGAUUAAAACACACACACAGUAGAAGAACACGAUCAUCCCUUCAUCAGCGCUCAGACUAAUCGCGCAUCACACUUUCAUCAUUUGCUCGUGAAGGAAGGAGAGGUCUCUGCCGGGACGAGAGUCUUCAGACCUGGACGAGAUGCUGUUUAGGCCGCGUCAUGUUUCUGUGACACUGAAUAUUAGACGUUACUGUUUUAGAAGGGCAGCAUUUGUGACCGUCUGUCAAUGAUCUAGUAUAACCCCAGAAACCUGUCAGGUAAAUGCACUAGUGUGUCGCUAGCAGAACAUUAGCAUGUACAGUAGAUGUAAUAGCUUAGAAGCAACCUGUUAUUAUAUGCUUAUAUGACCGUUGUUUUGCUGUACAAGUAGUGUGUGUGUGUGUGUGUGUGUGUGUGUGUGUGCGAGUGCUUUAAUACCAGCUUUAAGUCACUGACCUGGCGCUCAUAUGAACACAAGUGAAAAGGUUUGGAGGAUUCUUGCAGACAGAAGCGCUCUUAAACAUGUAAAAGUGAACUCACUCCGGAUCUGAUCUGGAUCACGUGCUCGUGUGAACACAAACGCGGCGUUCUUAGCCCUUGUUAACUCGAGUAAUGGACGGAUGCGCAGUAAACGGCUGCUGUCUGUUGAUUGGUAAUGGUUGACCAGAUAACGAGCAGCAGCUAGUGAACGCUAGUUAGAGGAUCUCUGUCCGGGUGAACGACCCGUUUGUGUAGAUUAAUGAUUUGUUUGAGCAUUUCUGUUUAUUGAUGUUAAAGCAGGGUUUCUGCAGAGUUCAGCUUCGGCUCUCAUCAAACUCACCUGAACAAACUCAUCGAGGUCUUCUGGAUCUCUGGAGCGAUGCGGUCAGGUGAGUUUGAUGAACUGAGCUCCUGGACGCUGGAUCUGGAGCCGUCAGCUGCUGCUCUUCAUAUCUAUAACUGUUUCUGGUGUUUUGAUGGCUGAUCUGCUCUGUUACUGUAUGAAUAAUAUUAUUCCUGAAGUUUCUAGCAACUCUUUAAUGGCAUGUGCUCUUACUGUAGUGAAUGUAUUUUUGUGUGUGUAGAUAUCCGUUCACUAGAUGAAACCCAAUAAACAUCACAAGCUCA